UAGUCGGUGAUAGUCGCUAAGCUUACUCCAAAGCUUCGGCCUUUGUGAUUUUUAAUUUAAAUAAUAUCAAUUUUUUAAUUUUACUUCUUGUUUCUUUCUGCUUUUAAGUUUGUUGAUGUGUGAAAGCUUUAGACUUAACAGUGAAAAAUGUAGUCCAAAAUGAAAACCUUAUGCAACUUGGAUCAAUAAUAAUAUUUUCGUAAUAUUGAAUGUAAUGUAAAAAUAAAUGGUUUUUGUCAGCUAUGUGACCGUGAUAUAUUAAGUGCAUUAGUUCAUACAUUAUUUCUAUAUAACCAUAUCAUUGGAAUCUGUAAUUCUAUCUAUUCGUUACUUAUAUGCGCAGUUCCGCGUCGCGAUGUUAUCCAGUCAUUUGCGACGUCGUAUUGACGAUAUAUGUAUAGCAUACAACUGCAUUCGUAUUGGGAGUCGCCCUUUGUCUAGUAUUGAUGCACUUGAUCAUAUAGAAAAGCUUGAAGGUUGCUUAAAAUCACUACCAACGAAAUCAAAGGUCGUAAUAUGCGGUGGAGGAAUGAUGGGGGCUGCAGUAGCCUAUCAUUUAUCAAAGCGUGGUUGGGGUGCAAAUACAAUUCUCAUUGAGAGAGAAAGGGUUGGUGCAGGAAGCAGGUGGCAUUCAUCAGGUUUAGUUGGGGCAUUUAAACCAUCUCUAGCUCAAGUGAAAAUUGCUCAGUCAUCAAUUCAACUUUUAAAAGAUCUUGAAGCUAAAGGUAGACCAACAGGAUGGAAGCAAUGUGGAUCUCUCUUAUUAGCAAGAAAAAGAGACAGAAUGACUGUAUAUAGGCGUAUGAAAAGUCAAUCAGUAUCUUGGGGUAUUCCUUGUGAACUUGUUAAUCCUAAAAGAUGUCAAGAAAUAUGGCCAAUGCUGAAUGUUGAUGAUAUCCUUGGUGGCCUAUGGAUACCCGGAGAUGGAGUUGGUGAUCCUUAUUUAUUCUGUAUGUCAAUGAUGAGAGAAGCAGUUGAGAAUGGUGUAGGUGUCAUGGAAGAAUGUUCAGUAACGGGAGUCCACUCAAAGGAUGGACUGGUGUGUGGUGUUGAAACAACUCAAGGUUCCAUUGAGUGUCAGUAUUUUGUUAACUGUGCUGGAUUUUGGGCACGUCAGGUGGGACAAUUGGCAAAACCUCAAGUGAAAGUACCCUUACUACCAUGCGAACAUUACUACUUACAUACUAAACAUAUCGAUAAUUUGGACCCAAUGACGCCAGUUGUUCGUGAUCCAGAUGGCUACAUUUAUUUGAGGGAAAGAGAUGGCUGUAUUUUAGCUGGUGGAUUUGAACCUAUUGCAAAACCAGUAUAUGAAGAGGAAAUCGAGAAUACAACUCAGAGAUGUCUGCCGGACGAUUGGGAUCACUUCCAUGUGCUACUUCAGGAGUUAUUGAAGCGAGUGCCAAGUCUGAACCAAGCUGUGUUACAUAAAUUGUGCAAUGGGCUUGAAGCAUUUUCACCAGAUUGCAAAUGGAUUGUUGGUGAAGCUCCUGAGAUGUUUAAUUAUCACGUGGCGGCUGGUAUGAAGACAGUGGGAAUUUCAGCGGCCGGGGGAGUAGCCGAGGCAACGGUCGACGAAAUUGUUGACGGUUAUUCAAAAUACGACAUGUAUGAGUUGGAUAUAACUCGCUUCCUGGGAUUGCAUAACAACAAGAGGUUCUUGAGAGACCGUGUCAAAGAGGUGCCAGGAGUGCACUAUGGUUUACCGUAUCCCUGGUAUGAGUUUGAAACUGGUAGAAAUCUGCGUCUAUCCCCUAUUUACCCAACGCUAAGGGACAAUGGUGGAGUUUUUGGACAAGUCAUGGGUUAUGAGAGGCCAACCUGGUUUGAACCAGUCGAUAAAGAUGCCGAGAAGCCUCUUCCAUUCAAAAUAUCCCACACGAAGACAUUUGGAAAGCCGCCGUGGUUUGAGACCGUCCAGAGAGAAUAUUGGGCAUGCAGAGAAGCAGUCGGUCUCGCGGACUAUUCGUCGUUUACAAAAAUUGAUCUACAGUCAAAAGGUAACGAAGUGGUUGAGUUCUUGCAAUAUUUAUGUUCGAAUGACGUCGAUGUCCCCAUUGGUAGUAUAAUACACACUGGCAUGCAAAAUGAACGCGGAGGAUAUGAAAAUGAUUGCAGCCUUGCCCGAUUAUCUGAUAACCACUACAUGAUGAUAGCACCAACAAUUCAGCAGACCAGGUGCAAGGUGUGGAUGAAAAGACAUUUACCAUCCAAUGGUUCGGUAACGCUGUCUGAUGUUACCUCGAUGUAUACAGCAAUUUGUGUACUGGGACCAUUCUCUAGAAGUCUCCUUGCUGAAUUAACUGAUACGGAUCUAUCGCCUUCGAACUUUCCCUUCUUUACCUGUAAAGAACUGGAUGUUGGCCAAGCGAAUGGUAUACGAGCGAUGAACCUUACUCACACUGGGGAACUUGGAUACGUGCUUUAUAUACCCAAUGAGUUCGCAUUGCACGUGUAUCAUCGUCUUAUGACGGAGGGUGUAAAAUACGGCAUCAAUCAUGUGGGUUACUACGCUACAAGAUCGCUUCGUGUCGAGAAAUUCUUUGCGUUCUGGGGAAACGAUCUGGACACGAUGACGACGCCACUUGAGUGUGGGAGAACAUGGCGCGUUAAGUUUGAUAAAGACAUACCGUUCAUUGGUCGUGACGCACUUAUGCGUCAACGCGAUCGUGGCAUACAUCGCCAGUACGUGCAGUUACUUCUAACUGAUCACGACCAUGAAUUGGACCUGUGGUCGUGGGGAGGUGAACCUAUAUUUAGAGACGGAAAUUAUUGUGGACAAACCACCACUACAAGCUACGGUUUCACAUUUAAGAACCAGGUUUGUCUUGGGUUUGUUCAGAACUUGGAUAAGGAUGGCAUGCCCCACAAAGUUACUAAUGAAUACAUCCUGAGUGGUCAUUAUGAAAUUGACAUUGCUGGAAUAAGAUAUGCAGCCAAAGUGCACCUACAUUCGCCGAAUCUCCCAACAAAGUACCCAGACAAAGAGCGCGAUGUUUACCAAGCAACAAGAAAACAUCUUGAACCCCAGCAAUUUUUAGGACGACACUACCAACCUUAAAGGAUACUAUAAUGCAAUUAGGGUACUCUUGCACUUGCCACAAUUCUGUACUGAGCCUUAUUACAUCGUUAUUAGGGCCAUAAACAGAUCUAUUAUACACACCUGAAUAAUAAUAUUGUUCACUAAUAAAAAUAGAAUAUUCCCUACCAAGUUACCUAACUGAAAAUUGCAUUUUAUGGCUAAAAAUAUAAUUUUGAAUUAGGCUAUAUGUAAUCAAUCACCUUGCAUUUGGCCAAAAAAAAAUUCCUGCCAUUUGGCAUCACGGUGUGUGAUAAAUAAUUUAUAGUUUUAACCCUGGUAAAAAUACUAAAAAAAAAAUCCUUGCAAGCAACACACUCGAAAGAUUUACACCCUCGCCUACGGCUCUGGCACAACCCACAGCCUCGUGUACAAUGAUCAACUUUGCAAGAGUCCUUGAUGUGAAGGAUGUGGGGCAACCACAACGGUAUACUAAAUUCAUUCGCAAAUAAAUUUUAACCAUUGUAAUAUGAUUAACAUAUAUAUUAUAUUGUUUUUAUUUCACUUUUAUUAUCAUUUGAAAUUAUACUAAUUAUUUAGGGUCGAAAUUAUUUUAUUCUAAAAGUUUUAAUGAUUAUGAAAUGAGAUUUAACACUAGUAAUAUUAAGUACAAUUAAUAAUUUUUAUGUGAUGAAUAGAAUCAACAAUGGAAAAGUAUUAUUAGGUUUUUUUGAUAAUAAAUAUAUAUUUUUAA
Messenger RNA from Leptidea sinapis, 3773 nucleotides. Its product is annotated as pyruvate dehydrogenase phosphatase regulatory subunit, mitochondrial. The record is from RefSeq and is a predicted model, not a curated record. NCBI's taxonomy places the organism in Eukaryota, Metazoa, Arthropoda, Insecta, Lepidoptera, Pieridae. The coding region runs from base 356 to 3061 and encodes 901 amino acids. Gene Ontology annotation, molecular function: oxidoreductase activity; protein binding. Gene Ontology annotation, cellular component: cytoplasm; mitochondrion; mitochondrial matrix. The transcript has 16 exons.